AUGGAGAAAGUAUCUAAUUUACACCAUUUUCAAGUUGGAUUGUUUUAUAAAGGGAUUGAUCGACAACUUCAAGAGUUGAACAAUCAUUUUACAGAAGUGAAUACUGAGUUGCUCCUUUGUGUAGCUUGUUUAAGUCCAAGAGAUUCAUUUUCUGCAUUUGAUAAGGAGAGAUUGAUUCGUUUAGCUCAAUUUUAUCCUUCAGAGUUUUCUCAAGUUGAAUUAUUGACACUAAAUUGUCAGCUUGAAAACUAUUUCUUAGAUGUAUGCUCUGACAGUGAAUUUUCAGAAUUAAAGGGGAUUGGUGAUCUUUCUAUCAAGCUCGUAGAGACCAAAAAACAUGUUGUGUACAUGUUGGUAUAUUUGCUUUUAAAGUUAUCUCUGACAUUACCGGUGGUAACUGCAACAGUUGAAAGAGCUUUCUCUGCUAUGAAUAUUAUCAAGAAUCGAAUACAAAAUCGCAUGGGUGAUGAUUGGUUAAAUGAUUGCUUAGUUACUUACAUUGAGAAAGAUAUUUUUGUUGAUGUUGAAAAUAAGAAAAUCAUUCAACAUUGUCAGAACAUGAAAAAUCGUAGAGAACAAUUAUAA
Lathyrus oleraceus (garden pea) is the source of this 585-nucleotide messenger RNA. RefSeq lists its product as uncharacterized. Gene Ontology annotation, molecular function: protein dimerization activity. Bases 1 to 585 code for a protein of 194 amino acids. Lineage: Eukaryota; Viridiplantae; Streptophyta; Magnoliopsida; Fabales; Fabaceae. The transcript has a single exon. The record is from RefSeq and is a predicted model, not a curated record.